Molecule: messenger RNA, 2253 nt
Organism: Ananas comosus (pineapple)
Lineage: Eukaryota; Viridiplantae; Streptophyta; Magnoliopsida; Poales; Bromeliaceae
Product: enolase-phosphatase E1
Exons: 2
Coding region: 197-1927 (576 amino acids)
Source: RefSeq, a predicted model, not a curated record
AACCAAAAAAAAAAAAAAAAAAAAAAAAGGAAAAAGCUCUUUUUCUCUCUCUCUCUCUCUCUCUCUCUCUCAUUGUGCUUUGCUCCUCUUUUGGUCCUCUACUUUGCUUUUGCCUCUUAUCUGAAAUUCUGAAGUUAAAAAGGGGUGAUAAUUAACUUGGGGAGAAGUAGUAGUAGUAAGCUUUUUCUCUCCAUCCAUGGAUUCUACUAAGGCUUUACCAACAGAUCAAGCAACUGAUAAGGCUGUCGAGGAGAAGGAAGUGGUCGACAGUAUUACGGAGGGCGGCAAAGAAGAGAGUGUCGCUGAACCCAAAAAUGAGGGAAUUACUGGUACGGAACCAAAGAUCCAAGCCGACGUUGACGAUGCAAAAGAGCCACAAAAUGAAGCAGUAGAAUCACAGGAGAAGUCCGAGCAACCUUCGCUUCAAGAAUCGAAGCCGGAUUCUGCAAAAGAGGAAAAAUCUGAGGAAGAAAGCGUUAAAGAUUCUGCAUCAGAAGAGAUUGCUGUGGCUGGCGAUAGCAGUGUGGAAGAGGCAAAAGAUCCUAAAGAAGCGGUCGACGUUUCCGCUCCUUUAGAGUCGGAACACAAAGCUACCGACGAAGAAUCAAAAGAAGCUAAAGAACCACAAACUGGAGCAGAAGAAUCGGAAGAAAAGAUUGAGGAAUCUCCAGUACAAGAACCAAAACCGGAUUUUGUAGAGAAGGAAGUUAUAGAACCGCUGAAAUCGGAAGAUGAGAGCAAUAAGGUUGAGGAAAUGUUAGUUGAUGAACCAAUUAAAGAAGAUGUCGAGGGCGAUAAGGGCGAAGAAGAACUGGUGAAAGAAGUUGCAGUUCAAGCUCAGUCAUCUGAUCCUUCUGUCGGUGCAGUUGUUAGUGAGGCAAAUGCCGAAAGUGUAGUUACUGAAACUGCGAAAGAGCCUGAGAAUCCGGAGACUAAGAUCGAAGAAGAGAAGAAUGAAAGUGAUGUGCAAGACAAAGAGCCGAUUCCGAGUGAAGCAGAAAAAGUCGACAGUGCUGAAGUUAUCGUAGACAAGAAUGUAGACGAGAGCGUCGGAGAUAAAGUGGAAGAGAGUAAGGAUGAGGAUUUAGAAAAUAAAGAGGAAGUCUCUGAAAAACUUGAAGCUCCUCCUGUAGUUGCUGAUGAAGCUGCUGAAAUCGUUGAGAAAAAGGAUGAGAGUUUGAAGGAUGAAACGCCAAACUUGGACGUAACCUCUAAGGAGUCGGACAAUUCUGCGGUCGCUGAAGUUGAAACUAAGGAAGAGAAAUUACCCGAGAGUGCUGAAUUUGUUGAGGAGAAAGCUUCUGAGUUGGUCGACGCAAAGAAGGAUGAAAAUGCUGAUUCUGUGGAGACUGCAAAAGAACCAAUUGGCAGCUCUGAGGAGGCUGAGAAAGAUAAAGAAGUUAAGGAGGAAAAGCAAGUCGCCGAGCAAAAUGUCGAGACAAACAUAGUUGAAUCCUCCAAAGAUGGUGAAUUAGCGAAGAAGGAUGGAGAGGCUGCCGAAGAGACUGUCAAAGAAACUGCUGACAGUUCUGGGGAGGCUGAGAAAAACAAAGAAGUCGAAGGAGACAAGGGAGAGACGGUCGUGGCCAACUUGGUUGAGCCCUCCAAGGACGGUGAUUCCGCAACGAAGGACGGGGAGAUGGUUGAAAACACUGCUGAGAAAGAAAAUGAAGGCACGGAAAAUGAGAAGAGCGAGAAACCUGCCGAGAGAAACCUAGCUGAAACUUUUAAAGCUGACGAUGCGGCAAAGAAAGAAGAAGAGGCGCCUAAACAGAACGUCACAGUUAAGACUACGCCACGCCAUUCAAACAACAUCAUAUCCAAAGUGAAGCAUUCGAUCGUCAAGGUGAAGAAGGCGAUAAUCGGAAAAUCGCCAAGUUCAAAGGCCAUGUCAGCAGGAGACAAGGAUGAUACCUCAUCAAAAUAAAUUCGAAAAUAAUAAAUAUUUAUGUUGGGUAUUACUUGUGAAGGAUUAAAACUGCUGCAAAGAUGGCAUUGCAUGGAAUAUUUUAGAUGCAGCAAACAUGGGAUGGUGUGUCAUUUAUUGGUUUUGAUUCUUUCUUCUUCUUUUUUUUGGUUCUUUUUUUUUUCUGUUAAAUACAUUUGUAUGGUGUGCAGUGUGCUUAAGUUGGGAUUUCUUUUAUUUCAGUGUCUAUAGUUUAUUUAAGACAUAUUUGUUAUGUUUAUAUUAUGAUUAGCUGUGUAUUAUAUUAUAUGGAUAAUAAUCAACUUUAUGUGGUGAUUGUUUUGUUA